This is a messenger RNA of Truncatella angustata, 1362 nucleotides long. RefSeq names its product agroclavine dehydrogenase. The transcript is spliced from 3 exons. Lineage: Eukaryota; Fungi; Ascomycota; Sordariomycetes; Amphisphaeriales; Sporocadaceae. The record is from RefSeq and is a predicted model, not a curated record. Bases 382 to 1254 code for a protein of 290 amino acids.
AUCACAAUCACCAAACUACGACCCUCCGCUCAAACCCCGUGUGAUUCUAUUCCCCAGUCUUGGCGGUCUGUAUAAGCAAAUAAACUCCGUCAUAAAGGCCGACAUUGGCCGCUGUGGGACGAUCGUAAGAUCGAGCGGGGAAUUUCACCGGGCAACAUUAUAGGUCUUGUCUCCGUUACACUGAAAUCGCUCGGAGGGUUAAUGCCUAGAAACGGAAUUCCGGCUUUAAUUUCUCAGAGACCAAGCCAACCGCCUACCUCUAUAUCGGCAAGGUAAUAUAUAGAAAGCUUUGCAUAUCAUUUCGGCACAGGAGAAAUCAACAAUUAAACUUCCAUUGCACACCAUAUAAGCAACAUCCCAAACAUCUUGUCGCCCAUCAUCAUGUUCACAGGUACAAUCCUUUUGCUAGGUGGUACAGGUAAAGUGGCCCGUGAAAUAGCACCACUCCUAUACCCUACCUACCCAGUUGUGAUUGCUUCGCGUUCCGGCUCGAGUUCAGACUCGGCCAAGUACACCGGCGUAAAGUUCGAUUGGCAUGACGAGUCAACAUGGGACGCAGCACUAUCAGCUGGUCCGACACCUGUUAGUUCGGUCUGGAUUGUAGUUCCGGGCAUGCUCGAGCCUGGUCCGGUAGCACGGAAAUUCAUCGGCUUGGCUCGCCAGAAGGGGGCAAUUAGAUUUGUGCUUCUGAGCUCCAGCCAAGUAGAAGAUGGCGGGCCUGCGAUGGGGCAGAUUCACCAGUACCUCAGGGAGCUUGGUGACAAGGCUGAGGCUGAGUGGGCAGUUUUGAGGCCUACAUGGUUUCAGGAGAACUUUUCUGACCAUGAAAAUCACUUCAAGUCUAUCAAAGAGGAAAAUAAGAUCUAUUCUGCGACAGGUUCCGGCAAGGUUCCUUGGGUGUCAACACGUGAUAUCGCAGCUGUUGCACAUCAUGCGCUUACAACUGCUGAAGCACCCAACAGAGAAUUUCUUAUUCUGGGAGGGAAACUGUACACACACAAAGAUCUAGCGCAAAUUUUUACUGAGGUGCUGGGACGUGAAAUCGUGUAUGCUGAGCUCAGUGAAGACGAGCUUGCGCAUCGACAUGGGAAGUUUGGUAUGCCGGCGCAAUAUGCCAGCAUCCUUGCAGCAAUGGAUACAAUCAUCAAGCAUGGCGGCGAGGAUCGUUUAGAUGACACCGUGCUCACAGUGACCGGGAAGAAGCCAAGGAGUUUCAGAGAAUUCGUGGAUGAAAACAAGGUAAUCUGGCAGUAAUUCUGACCGGGCCGUUUUGUCCAACACCAACCUGACUCGGUCACCGUCAAUGAACCCUUGAAAAGCAAGGACGGUGAUCCAAUCCAAAUAUAGUUUCUUUCAAAAAAA